AUGGCACAUUCUUGUGUCUACAAGAUACCAAGUGCAACUAGCAAACACGAUACCUCAACAAGGUUAAUGGCUGUAAAUGGUGAGAGAUGCGAUCUUGGAAGAUAUCGUGGAUCACGUGAAGACACGUGGCACGGUGUCGAACGAGUUAUAGAUAUUCUCGUAUUUGAGAAUCUUAAGGAGUGA
Dovyalis caffra is the source of this 183-nucleotide messenger RNA. Lineage: Eukaryota; Viridiplantae; Streptophyta; Magnoliopsida; Malpighiales; Salicaceae. The record is from the annotation of a GenBank genome assembly.